Molecule: messenger RNA, 1585 nt
Organism: Sphaeramia orbicularis (orbiculate cardinalfish)
Lineage: Eukaryota; Metazoa; Chordata; Actinopteri; Kurtiformes; Apogonidae
Product: zinc finger protein 239-like
Exons: 3
Coding region: 471-1250 (259 amino acids)
Biological process (GO): regulation of transcription by RNA polymerase II
Cellular component (GO): nucleus
Molecular function (GO): DNA-binding transcription factor activity, RNA polymerase II-specific
Source: RefSeq, a predicted model, not a curated record
CCGUGCAGCGGGUUCAUCCAACUUCAUUCUACUCGAUGUUAGUCGGUGGGUUUGGACACAGAUUCUCAUCUUUUGAUACUUAGGAGCAGUUUGAGCUCAAAUCUACCCAAGUCUUUUUCCUCCUGGAUAUCUCGGUGCUCUCCGCUAUAGUUAGCCGGUACCGGAGCUCCUAACUCUCGUGCAGUGAAGCGGAGACGGUCACAGAGAAGCCAAAGGUGGAUUUAAAGUGAGACCUAAAAGUUGUGUCUGGACAAAGAUCACCUGAUUCCAGCAAACAUGGAUGGAAGACCCAGCUGUGACCAGUGUGGAAAGACCUUCACCACAGCAAGUUCCCUAAAACUCCACCAACGCAUCCACACUGGAGAAAGACCAUAUGAGUGUGACCAGUGUGGAAAUGCUUUCACCACAGCAAGUGACCUAAAAAACCACCAAUGCAUCCACACUGGAGAAAAACCAUAUGAGUGUGACCAAUGCGGAAAGACUUUCACCGCAGCAAGUUCCCUAAAAAGCCACCAAUGCAUCCACACUGGAGAAAACCAUAUGAAUGUGACCAGUGUGGAAAAGCUUUCACACAAGCAAUCUCCCUAAAAAUCUACCAAUGCAUCCAUUUUGGAGAAAAACCGUAUGAGUGUGACCAGCGUGGAAAUGCUUUCACCACAGCAAGUCACCUAAAAAUCCACCAACGCAUCCACACUGGAGAUAAACCGUAUGAGUGUGACCAGUGUGGAAAAAGUUUCACCAAAAUGAAUGGGCUUAAAUGUCACCAAUGCAUUCACACUGGAGAAAGACCAUAUAACUGUGACCAGUGUGGGAAGUUUUUCGCCACAGUUAAUCACCUAAAAAUCCACCAACGGACCCACACUGGAGAGAGACCCUACCAGUGCAGAUUCCGUGACAGAUAUUUUAUCACAGGUUCAAAAUGUAUUAAACAUAAACGUGUCAAACAUUUCCACAAAGGACAAAAACUGAACAGUCAUACAAAACGUAAGACAUUGGACUCUAGUGGGAAGAGUCAGUGUCAUGACACACCUAAACAGUUUGAAUGUUUCCAAUGUGAUAAAAGAUUCUCGUCAUCCUCUGCCCUCUGCUAUCAUCAGUGCAGAUGUGAAUCAUCAACAUCUGGACCAAAAUGUCCCUCAGCAUCAGAUGACAAGAAGAAACACAGUGUGUGUGAACCAGCAGCACCCACUUCUGACAAGAACAUCAGACUUAAAAACCUCCAGAUCAGACUUCACAGAAUCCAGAUGUGAAGACAAACAUCAGACUGAAGGCUGUGUUUUGUUGUCCUCAGAGAACAGAACUGUGUUCUAAUGCACCACCUUCACAAAACAGUGACGUUACUGAACCUCAACCUGCACGAGGUGAAAAGUUCAACUAGUGGAGGUCAACAAGGACCUGGUUUCUAUGGCGAUACUACUUCUCAUUGACUCUGUGGACUUUAAUCAGUAACUUGUUGUUGUGAUUCUGUUCCUGGUUGGGGUUCACACAGUUGGAUUUACAUCAGUUAGAAACAACAUGAUGAACAUAAUAUAAUUGAAACAGAAUGACUGAUGAGAUGGUAGUGGUUUAGUCCCAAACUGAGGCC